AUGUCAGGCCCGACACGUAAUAUGCUUCACCAAUACGGCCGCCGCGCCAUUUUUGUCUCGCUGUUUACUGCUAUCGGUUCCACCGUCGCGUUCAACCUCUUCUACACCUGGCCCCGCCAUUAUCGCUAUGAGGAGUUCUUUGCGAACUAUGACCCAUACAAGCGAAUGAAGGAGAUCUGCGAAACCAACAAAGGAUACUUGCACACCUGCCCUCAAGAGCUUGCCAAGUUGUACGAGUCGAAAGGAAAACCGAUUGCGGACAAGCGUUAA
Molecule: messenger RNA, 270 nt
Organism: Caenorhabditis bovis
Lineage: Eukaryota; Metazoa; Nematoda; Chromadorea; Rhabditida; Rhabditidae
Source: the annotation of a GenBank genome assembly